AUGGAGGGAGGUGAACAAAUAUAUGAUGAAGAACAACAAGAGCUCCAGCGACAUAGACAAAUACAGCAGGAACCACAAAUAGAACAAUUGCAUCAUCAUCAACAAAUUCCAUUCGAUCCAGAUGAACGCAGAAGAGAUAAACGACCAAAUAUCGAUACAUCAACUCCUGAACACCCCUUCGUAACAUUCCAAAAUAGUCCCAUUUUCCCACUCAUCAAAGACUUCCUUCUAGAAACCGACCAACAACAACGGACAAUGAAUCUAAUCGAACAAUUCCGGACGACAAAUCCCAAACUAUAUUCGGCCAUCAGAGCCGACAGAGAAAGGUUUUUAAGACUAUUCGGCAUGAAUAUCGAUUACGAGAUAAUCGUCCGAGAUCUCGACAACAUUAACCGAUUCUUUGGGACAGCACUUCAUUUUACUAACGAAGAAUUUCGGGAUAUUGAAUCCCUAAUUGCGAUGGGAUAUUCUCAGGAUGAAUGCGUUCAGGUGUACAUUACUUGCGGCAGGGAUGUCCGGGCGGCCGCUCUAAUUUUGACAUCACAAUAA
Molecule: messenger RNA, 549 nt
Organism: Helobdella robusta
Lineage: Eukaryota; Metazoa; Annelida; Clitellata; Rhynchobdellida; Glossiphoniidae
Exons: 1
Coding region: 1-549 (182 amino acids)
Biological process (GO): nucleotide-excision repair; proteasome-mediated ubiquitin-dependent protein catabolic process
Molecular function (GO): damaged DNA binding; protein binding
Source: RefSeq, a predicted model, not a curated record